This is a messenger RNA of Rotaria socialis, 1446 nucleotides long. The record is from the annotation of a GenBank genome assembly. NCBI's taxonomy places the organism in Eukaryota, Metazoa, Rotifera, Eurotatoria, Philodinida, Philodinidae.
AUGUCAUUCAUUACAAAAGAUAAAGAAAAUAAUGCAAAUGGUUGGUCAUCAGAUUCAUUACUUGAAUUAUCUGAUAUUGCUCAAGAACAAUUACGUACAUUAGAAAGACUUGAUUUUUCUCUUAUACAAAAGAAAUGCCAACAAGAACUUGAAUCAUGGCAUUCAGCUGCUGUAUCACAUUUAGGUCAAAUUUAUUCACAACGUCUAGCAGAUUUAGCUCAAGUUUAUACUCAAGAUGUUUGUCCAGAAUCAGAUAAAUUUAAACAAAAAAUGAUUGAACAGCUUAAAAGUCGUAUUAUGCCACGAAUUAGUAAAGUUCUUGAUGAUCCCAUACCUGACCCAGAAAAAGUCGAAAAAAUGCAGAAUUUAUUAUGUCAUAUAAAAUCCGAAUGUAACAUGAUGCGUGAUCGUCAAUGGAUUCGCGUUCAAUUACCUGAUAUAAAAAGUUUAUCGAUUCCAAUAAAAAUAACAAAAACAAGUUUAUCAAAUCAUUUAGCUGAACAACGAAAAGAUUUAUUUGAAGAUUUAAGUGAUGAUGAUGGUGAUAAUAGUAAUAAAAAAGAAGAAGAAUCACCAGCGAAAAAAAAACGAAAAGAAAACGCAAUUGAUAUUAUUGAUUUAUUUACUAUAAAUCCUGAACCUAUUAAACACUAUUCGUUAGAUACAAAUUCAUCAACAUUAUCACUUUCAAAUACUCAUAUUCUUGUUCACGAUAGCCACAAAUUAAUUCUAUUUGAUUAUCAUAGAAAAUUAACUGAACUUCAAUGGAAUGAUAAUGACUACGGUAUUCUUGUUGAUAUGUGUUGGAUGUCAUCAUUAUCUGUAUUUGUGAUAUUAACAAUACAUUCUGUUUAUCUAUAUGAUCCAACAAAACCACAACCAAAUCUUCCAGUUAAAGUCGAAGCAAUAAAACCAUUAGAUCGUUCACAUGUACUAGCAUCAAUAUCAUCGUUUGAACGUGAUAUUUAUAUAAAUUAUCAUAAAGGUGUUCAUAUCGAUCAAUAUCGUGUUUCAUCAACAUCUCAAUGGUCAUUAGAAAAACGUUAUUUAAAAGCUGAUUGUUGUGAAACAAAAGAUAUUGGAAUUCGCGAUGCUCGAUGUGAUUCGCAACAUAUUUGUUUAUCAAUAAUGCAACAAGAUGAUUUAAAAUGGAGAUUAGAUAUAAUGUCACGUGAUAUGAAAAGAAUAAGACGCGGAAUAUCAAUGGAUUCAGGAGAAAAUCAACAUAAAUUUUUUUCAAUGCUUAUUUCGCUUCAUGAUCAACGUUGGUUAUUUGUUAAUUGGUAUACAAAUAAAAUUUGGCUCGUUGAUCAACAAGGAAAAACAAGAUUAAUUAAAGAAACAAAAAUUAAAAAUAUUCGAAAUAUUUGUCUUGCUCCAAAUGGCUCUUAUGCGGCUAUUAGAACUGAGAAACCAUCGGCUCUUAAACUUUAUAAACUUGAAUAA